CGACUCGUUCAAUCUUCGCCCGCGUAAGCGCGAGAAAUGUCAUUCUCACGACUCGCAAAGUGUGUCAACAAACCGCGUCAAGUUCGUGAUAAUAUAUUCGUACCGUCGUUCGAUUAACGCGAAUCCUAGGUCACGCGUGAUCUCGCGCGGAAGAAGGCUCGUCGUGUUCCUCGGCACAAUUUUCGGACGCAACAGCGGUGCACUGUGGGCCAGCAAUGGUGAGCGCGUGAUUUUGAACAAUUCGAGCUAUCGAAGGAACGCGCAGGGAUCAUCAUCAUGUCCACUAAUAAGGGACAAAAUGCAAGAGCUUUGGUGGAGCCUUUAGCGUUGGAUUCGCAUACACUAGGUGACAAUGAUCUUAGUGCAUUAAGCUUGUCCCACAAUAAUGAACAGUAUACUUCGACUGAUUUCGACACCUUCGCGAAUAUUCAAGCGGAACUUGAAUGUAUGAACGCGGAGGAAGUUAUGACAGCGGCCGAUGACCGCAUAACAAUCGAGCGAAACAUUGAGACUGAAACAAUAGUACCUGAUGUGGAGAUGACUGAGAUCUCUGAGCAAGUGCAGGCCGAACAUAUUUACACGACGGCCAAUCAGAGCAACCAAAAUGUCGUGUUCCAAACGAAACCUACUCUACAAAGAGUGCCUGCAUCGGCUGUCCAGGUAAAACCGAAUGUCCAAGCUACGCAGAGCCAAUCAAUUAUGAUAGUGUCGCCUGCGAGCGGACAGGGCACCAGCCAAAUACUGAAGAUAUCGCAUCCACCAACAGCUUCGGCAGAACAGUUGCAAUCUUUAGCUCAGACUCUCAUAACUGGAAAAUCCGCAGAUGGAAGCGUCGUUCAAUUAAGAUCGACUCAGUCUGCUAAGUCUAUCGCGACAACCAGUGCCUCAGGAAACAUCACAAUUAAUAACAUGCAAAAUCUCCAGAUAACACAGCCAACACUGAAACGAACAACACAGAAUAUCCAACAACGACGUAAUGUAUAUACAAAGAUGAUAUUGACAGGAAAUCAAUCACAAGCUGGUACUCAUCAAGUUCUUAUUACGAGUUCUCAAAGUGAAAAUCAGCCGAGCUCAGGAAUCAAAUUUCUCAAUAAUAGCUCUUCUAGUUAUGGUAUAACAAGCCCAACAAAAACUAUAACGUUAGCACAGGCUCAACAAAUGGGUAUACUCUCUACCAAUAAGGUGCAACACAUUUUACCAUCGUCCUCGCAGAAGCAGGGUAUGAUAUUGAAUAAGCUGCUACAGUCUUCGACAUCACAGCAAUCGAAGGUGACCAUAGUACCUACCAAUACCGCAAAGUCAAUGCCGACGAAAAUCUUACCUGCGCCAAUUACGAAUAUUCAAGCUAAAUCUUCGAAUCAGCAAUCCACAUUUAUUUCAUCCAAAUCAUCUGGGCAGCAAAGUCCGCAAAAAGUCAUCAUCAGACAGAGUUCUUUGAAAUCUGGCACUGUACUUGGAAGUGGCCAAGUGAUUAGAAUACCUGCUAACCAAAACAUUGUAACUGGAUCAAAUCAAGUUCAUCAAAUUCAGAUGCCUGGAAGACAAGUGCAAUAUGUAAGAUUAGUCAGUACUUCAACAGGAACUACCAAUGUCGUUACUGUAAGCAAAUCAAAGCCUGCUACAACUCUUCAGACUGUAAGUAUCAGUCAGAAAGUAGGAAGUCAACAACAGAUUGUAAAGGUUGUGCCAUUAAAUACUGGCAAUCAAUCUCUGAGAACUGUCGCGCCGAAAGCAACAUUGACAAGUGGCAGUCAAAAAUUGCUCAUACCAGCUGCUGCUGCGACAGCUGUUAGCAAUCAGUCGAAGAGUGCAGUAGCAAUUCCCGCAUCAGCAUUGAGUCAAUUAGCAUCGGGACAGGCAGUUCUGUCGGCUAAUCCAAGCGUCGGGAACAUCGUCGUUCUUCCUGCUCAAUAUAUUCAGCAACAGCAGUCAACAGAUGAUGGAAAAUUGAAGUCUCAAGCGGCACCAGGUCUUCUAGGAAGUUCACAAAGUUCUACAGCAACUCUAUGUGUGAUUGAUGGAAAGAAUUCUCAAAGAGGGACUUAUAAUACUGUUGAGCCGAAUGGUAUUAGGCCAAGAAAACCAUGCAAUUGCACAAAGUCACAGUGUCUUAAGCUUUAUUGCGAUUGUUUUGCGAAUGGCGAGUUCUGUCACAUGUGCAACUGCAACAAUUGUUCAAACAAUCUUGGGAACGAGGAAGAAAGACAACGCGCGAUUAAAUCCUGUCUAGAACGCAAUCCUAAUGCCUUCCGUCCUAAAAUUGGAAAAGGCCGUGAAACUGGUGAUGAUAUAAGAAGACACAACAAAGGUUGCAAUUGCAAACGUAGUGGCUGUCUUAAGAAUUAUUGUGAAUGUUACGAGGCCAAAAUUCCAUGCUCCGGUAAUUGUAAGUGUAUAGGUUGUCGCAAUAUCGAAGAUCCAAUAUUGGAAAAAAAAUCUUUAAAGGAUUUGACGGAAACGACCGAAGUCAGAACAACUCAACUUAGUUUAAACAAAGCUCAGUUACAAUUGUCAGAGAUGGCUUUUAGACCGCCGGCAGUGUCUAAUACUGGUACAAGACAACCAUUCAACUUUUUGACGGACAAAGUGGUAGAAAUAACCUGUCAAUGUUUAAUGGCGCAAGCAGAUGAGGCGGAGCGUAAUAUGCUCGACGACGAGACGUCGCAACGUCUCAUUAUCGAAGAGUUCGGUCGAUGUUUAAAAGAAAUAAUUGAAUCAGCGCAUAAAGCUGAAGCUACCUAGCAGGUGUGUUUGCGUGAUUUGUAUUGCAAUUUUCAUUUGUCACUAUUGUUUAUGGGAAUUGGAUAGAAAUAGAGAUAGUACAAUACGAGUAUUGCUACCAAAGACGUUAUUAUACAAAAUAUGAGCAUUGGUUUGUCCAAACAAAUCUUUGGAAAUCGUUCUGAAUUUUCAAAUCAUCCAUUAAAUACUUUUUACAGAAAAUUCACGACAAAUAAUUUUGAACUUGCUUUUAAAUGAUAAAUCAUUUUAAAGGUAGUGUAAGCUAUAUAGUAAGUAAAGGUGAGUCACUUUCUAUCAGAGUCAAUUUCUAUCUGAAAGAAAAAUGACAUUGUACACUUAUAUUAUAAAGAUGAUUUUAUUGUGCUUUAAAGUUUCUGCUAAGCUGUGUGAAUUUACACAUAAUGGAAGAAAAAUUCGCAAUUUGAUUUUUUGAAUAUUUUUCAAUAUUGCAUUUCUUUAUAAUUUUAACCAAGAAAAAAGAAGCAGUUGUGAUUAGCAAUAAUCAAGAGUUCUUUUUUUAAAAACAUUUUCAAAUGUAAUAAAUCAUAUAUUGUAAAAAAAAGCGAUAGCACUACAUAUUCACCUAGUAGUACAAUUGCAUUAGCGCUUAAUAAGUUCACACAGUGUCAUAGCAAAAUAUAUACCGAAAGGUAGUAAAACAUUUUGUGAAUUUAUCUUAUAAAUUUAUCGAUUACAUGUCGUAUAUUUUUAGAAAUAAUUCGUUAUAUUUGCAAAAUAAUAUAUAUAGAAGACAAAAUUAAAAUAAUUGUAGAAAUUUUAUUUAUCUGCAUCUUCUUUUUCACAACUUACUUAAUCACAGAGAAAGCAAGGACUUAUAAGAGCUUAAGUUGUAACCGUUGCAUUGUAUCUCGAUUAAUAAUAGUACAAAUAUAUAAAUGUUUCAAGGAGAUAUAAUAUAUUAAUAAUAAAUAUAUAUUAUAAAUAUAUAUUUAUAUUAAAUAAAUAUAUUAAUCAAGAUAUGUGCAAUAAACACUGUGACUUAGACUUUUAUAAAUUUCUUGUUUUUAUGAUUGUAUAUUAAAGAGCCUUUAUAUAUAUGCUACAUACAUCUACAAUAUUGCAGCUUGUUUAAUUAUGAAUAUUAAAUAUCUUAGUGACAUUAAUUAUAAGUAUCAAAUAAUUUCAUUUAGUAUAUACUUCAUAUUAUACAUAUAUGAAGAAUAGAAAGAAUUUUAUUAUU
Molecule: messenger RNA, 3943 nt
Organism: Cataglyphis hispanica
Lineage: Eukaryota; Metazoa; Arthropoda; Insecta; Hymenoptera; Formicidae
Product: protein lin-54 homolog
Exons: 12
Coding region: 277-2742 (821 amino acids)
Biological process (GO): regulation of DNA-templated transcription
Cellular component (GO): nucleus
Source: RefSeq, a predicted model, not a curated record